Alligator mississippiensis (American alligator) is the source of this 8588-nucleotide messenger RNA. RefSeq names its product jumonji domain containing 1C (gene JMJD1C). Gene Ontology annotation, cellular component: histone deacetylase complex; chromatin. NCBI's taxonomy places the organism in Eukaryota, Metazoa, Chordata, Crocodylia, Alligatoridae. Gene Ontology annotation, molecular function: transcription coregulator activity; histone H3K9 demethylase activity; chromatin DNA binding. The transcript is spliced from 26 exons. The record is from RefSeq and is a predicted model, not a curated record. Gene Ontology annotation, biological process: regulation of transcription by RNA polymerase II. Bases 149 to 7756 code for a protein of 2535 amino acids.
UCCGGCUGGCGGCGGCGGCGCCCGGGCGCGCGGCUCCAGCGACCCGCCGCAGGGGCGCUCCUCUCCCUCCGGGCGGCGCGGCCAUGAGCGGCCCGUAGCGGCGCGAAGCGGCUGGUGCGGUCCCUGCGCGGCGGCGGCGGCGGCGGCCAUGGCGGUGGUGGAGACGCGGCCGGAGCUAGUGGGGAAGCGGUUCCUGUGUGUCGGCGGCGGCGAGGAGCCGGCGGAGCGCGGGGACGGCGGGCGCUGGCGAGCCGGCGUCAUCCGCGCCGUGUCCCAGCGCGACUCGCUCAGCCCCGAGCUGGCGGUAUAUGUGGAAUUUGAUGACCUUGAAUGGGAAAAACGCGAGUGGAUUAAAGUGUAUGAAGAUUUUGCAACCUUCUUGGUGGAAUACCAGUUGGUCUGGGCAAAAAGAAAGGACCCAAGCCAGACUCAGGGAUCAAAGAUCAAACAAAUUCAAUGGCCUGCAUUGGCAUUCAAGCCCUUGGUUGGAAAAAGUGUGUACAAUUCAAUCACUGCAGUAGAAUUCCUUGUGGACAAACAACUGGAUUUUGUAACUGAAGAUAGUGCCUUUCAGCCCUAUCAGGACGACGUAGACAGUCUAAACCCAGUUCUCAGGGACAGCCCGCAGCUACAUGAGGAAGUAAAAGCCUGGGUAAAAGAACAAAAGGUUCAGGAGAUUUUUAUGCAAGGUCCAUAUUCCUUAAACGGCUAUAGGGUGAGAGUAUACAGACAGGAUUCUGCCACCCAGUGGUUUACUGGUAUAAUUACUCAUCAUGACCUCUUCACUCGCACUAUGAUUGUUAUGAAUGACCAGGUGUUAGAACCACAGAAUGUUGAUCCUUCUAUGGUUCAGAUGACCUUUCUAGAUGAUGUUGUUCACUCUUUGUUGAAAGGUGAAAAUAUUGGCAUCACAUCGCGCCGCAGGUCUCGUUCCAGCCAGAACAGCAACACAGUCCACGGUCAUUAUACCCGUGCUCAAGCAAAUAGUCCCAGACCAGCAAUGAAUUCCCAAACGGUAGCACCAAAACAGAAUUCUCACCAGCAACAACGGAACGCUCGGCCAAAUAAAAGGAAAGGCUCAGAUAGCAGCAUGCCUGACGAAGAAAAAAUGAAAGAAGAAAAAUAUGAUUAUAUAGGUCGAGGAGAAAAUCCCAAAAGUAAAAAUAAACACUUUCUUAGCAAAAGAAGAAAACCUGAAGAGGAUGAGAAGAAACUGAGUAUGAAAAGACUGCGGACAGACAAUAUCUCAGACUACUCUGAGAGCAGUGACUCAGAAAACUCAAAUAAAAGAUUAACAGAUUCUUCCUCCGAGCAAAAUUCGGAGAAUGAAUUGAAAAGCAAGAACACUUCAAAGAUAAAUGGAGAAGAAGGAAAAUCCCGAAGUAGUGAGGGUGGAGAGGAACAGACACUAAUAGACAGGCAGUCUCCCUGGGAUGGAAUACAGGAAGAUAAAAAACAUCAGGGGGCAGAAAGACUAAAGUCAACUGACUUAGACCUGCAAGAAAAAUCUUCACCCCAUCCAGCAGAACAGCCAACAGUCUCUGAUCAGAAUGCCAAUGGCCUACAUGUUCAAGAGUGCAAUACUGAGAAGCGGCAUGCUAUGAAAUUGAAUAAUGAGCAGUUUGUGCCCAGGCCUCCUACACCAAAAUGUGUUGUUGUUAUAACUAAUGAAAACAAUUCUGAUAGAGAGAGCCAGGAAAAUGCUGCAAGUACCUUUGCUUUGCAGACAGUUCAGAAAAUAGAGUCUUGUAGCAGUGAUUUAAAACACCAGUCUACAAAUGCAAAUUUUCUAGAAGUAAGAAAACAAGAAACUGAUCAGAGUUGGGUUAGCGCUAUUGUCAAUAAAAUGGAUUUGAUCCCAGCUGGGGUUACAAAAACAACUUCAUCAGUGAAUGAACAUCUAAAUCCUGAAAAAGAAAAAGUUCAAUAUGGCUCCUUUAUGUCUUCAUUAAAUGUAAUUUCUUUAGCAGAAGAGGGCAAACUACGUAAACGAAGCCCAGCCCCUGAUUCUGUGAAGUCAAAGUCUAGUGCUUCAGUUGAUCAUCCCAAAUCAAAGCCAUAUUCUUCACCUGAUGUUAAGGCUAAACUCACCCAAUCUCCUGAUACUGUGAAGUCUAAGGUUAGUUCACAGAACAGUCAUGUUACUGGAGUAACAAGGUCAGCAAAUAAAACUGAGUAUGAUUUGCCUAGGUCUAGUUUUCAUCCAGUUCCAGCUAGAGUUAGUACUUUAGAAGCUACUAAAAGUCCUCUUAUCAUUGACAAGAACGAACAUUUCACAGUAUACAGGGAUCCCACACUUAUUGGACAAGAAACAGGAGCUAAUCACAUUUCACCUUACUUACAUCAACAUAAUUAUCCUCUUCAUUCCUCGUCCCACAGAACGUGUUUAAAUCCAAACCCCCCUCAUCCUGCAUUAUCUGGUGCAUCUCAUCUAUUAGCUGGGUCAUCAAACCAAACUCCGUUGUCUGCUAUUAACACUCAUCCUCUUGGUACUACAUCACACCAUUCUGUUCAUCACCCUCAUCUACUUCCUGCAGUAUUACCUGGAGUGCCUACAGCCUCCUUACUAGGUGGCCAUCCACGACUAGAGACUGCUCAUGCCAGCAGCCUAAGCCAUUUGGCAUUAGCACACCAGCAACAGCAGCAGUUGUUACAGCACCAGUCGCCACAUCUACUUGGACAAGCUCAUCCUACUGCUUCAUAUAAUCAGCUAGGGCUUUAUCCAAUUAUUUGGCAGUAUCCAAAUGGAACACAUGCUUACUCAGGACUUGGUCUACCUUCCUCUAAAUGGGUCCAUCCAGAAACUCCUGUUAAUGCUGAGGCUUCCUUAAGAAGGAAUACUCCCAGCCCUUGGUUGCACCAGCCCACCCCUGUGACCUCAGCUGACAGUCUUGGGUUAUUGAGUCACAUUCCUGUAAGACCGUCCAGUGCAGAUCCUCAUCGGCCACUCAAAUUGACAACACAUUCUAGUCCACCAUUGUCCAAGAAUCUAGUAGAUCAUCAUAAAGAAGAAUUGGAGAGGAAAGCAUUUAUUGAACCUUUACGUUCUGUUACAACUGUGCCAGUAAAGACUGAUCUGGAACAAAGCAGAAUACAGACUGCAAAAGAGAGCCAUUUGCACAGACACUUUGUGGAUCCAAUGCUGAACCAGUUACCGAAGCCACCACAGGAGACUGGAGAGCGAUUAAACAAAUACAAAGAAGAGCAUAGACGGAUACUUCAAGAGAGUAUUGAAGUUGCUCCUUUUACAGCUAAAACCAAGGCUCUAGAGGGAGAGAGAGAAAAUUAUUCAAGAGGAACACCAUUAUCAUCUUUGAGCCCCAAAAGCCAUGUAGUAAAAUAUGACAAGGAUGCAGAACGUUCUGUCUCAGAACUUUAUAAAAUGAAGCAUUCAGUAGCACAGAGUUUGCCACAAAGUAACUAUUUCACCACCCUGUCUAAUAGCAUAGUGAAUGAACCACCAAGGUCAUACCCAUCUAAAGAAGUUUCAAGCAUGUAUAUCGAUAAACACAGUAGUUGUCCAUCAACAGCAACUAAUCUCCAGUCUCUCCCUUCUUUCAUUUCAUCUCUUUCAAAGCCUCCACCUUUGAUUAAGCAUCAACCAGAGGCUGAAGGUCCAGUAAGCAAGAUAACAGAGCAGCUUUCCCAGCCAAUGCAGUCUCACUCCAUAAAUUCUUUUAGAAAUGACAGCCGGAGCCCUACUCAGUUAUCAGUUUCAUCUUCAAAUACACUCCGAAGUAUGCCUGCAUUACAUAGAGCCCCUGUAUUUCAUCCUCCUGUCCAUCAGAACUUAGAGAGGAAAGAAAGCAGUUAUAGCAGCCUUUCACCUCCAACCCUAACUCCAGUCCAGCCAGUUAAUGCUGGUGGCAAAAUCCAGGAAUUACAAAAACCACCAACUUUAGUACCUGAACCUAAGGAAGCGCAAACAGUGUACAAGGGCACUUCUGAGCAGAAUAUAUCAGAUGCAUGGAAAUCUAAUAAUUCUCCAAACAAUGAAAAAGUUGAAUGGCGUAUUGAGAGAAUGAGUGGCAAGUCGCAAUCCGCUACAGCAUCUGUCAUUGUACGUCCUCCUAGUACAAAAUAUGAGAGUGCGCCAGUAAUGCAUUCAUCCAAAGACAGAGUGAGUGAAAGAUCUUCAACAGGGACAAAUCAAACAGAUUGCCUGAAAACAGCGGAAGCCAGAGAGACUGGAAGAAUCAUUCUGCCAAAUAUGAACUCAGACACUACUCACACACAGCAUGAAAAGAAAUUUCCAGCUGUUUCACAAGGCAGCAUUCCUAGUUCUGGCACACUUAAGACCACUAAGAUGUGUAGUACCAAAAUGGAUGUAACCACAUCUGCAGCCACAACUACCGGUGUUUCAGGUUGUGGUAGUUCAGAUGCGACUUGCUCUUUAUCAAAUGCAGUUUUGACAUGUACACCACUUGAGUGUACAUCCUCUACAGCAGUAAGUCAGGCAGUGGCACAGACACAAGAAUGCAAGGUCAGCACUGCAGCUCCGGUUACACCAGCCAGUGGCAAGCCAGCAAAUGCAGUUCAGUCCAGCUCUGGCUUCUCUGGCCCAACUGAUUUUAUCCAUUUGAAAAAGCACAAGGCAGCAUUGGCUGCAGCUCAAUUUAAAAGUAGUAAUGCCAUUGAGACUGAGUCCACUGUUGUGAAAAAUCAGACACUUCCAGCCUCCAUUUCCCUCGACAAUGCUAUCAUCUGCAAUACAAUAAACAAAGCAAACUCUGUAGGCAAUGGGCAAACUUCCCAGGCAAGUCAGCCAAACUACCACACAAAACUGAAAAAAGCUUGGCUUACAAGACAUUCAGAGGAAGAUAAAAACACUAAUAAAAGAGAGAAUUCAGGGAACAAUGUAUCAGAAAUUAUUAAGCCAUGUACUGUCAGUUUAAUAGCUUCUACAUCAAAUGAUUUACAAAAUAAUGUAGAUAGUAAAAUCUUAGCAGAUAAGUUUGUGAAAGAAGAUAAACACCCAAGGAGAAAAGCAAAAAGAACUUAUGAAUCUGGCUCUGAAAGUGGAGACUCUGAUGCAAGUGAGAGCAAAUCAGAGCAAAGGACUAAACGGCAGCCUAAGCCAACUUACAAAAAGAAACAAAAUGACUUGCAAAAGAGAAGGGGUGAUCCAGAGGAAGAAGUAAAACCCAAUGGUGUUCUUAGCAGGAGUGCCAAAGAAAAAAGCAAGUUGAAGUUGCAGAGCAACAGCACUGGCAUACCGCGUUCAGUAUUAAAAGAUUGGCGCAAAGUAAAGAAGCUGAAGCAAACUGGAGAAUCCUUUUUGCAGGAUGAUUCUUGUUCUGAAAUAGGGCCCAAUUUGCAGAAGUGCAGAGAAUGUAGGCUGAUAAGAAGUAAGAAAGGUGAAGAACCAUCUCAUUCACCAGUAUUUUGUAGAUUUUACUACUUUCGUCGGUUGUCUUUUAGUAAGAAUGGAGUGGUUAGGAUAGAUGGUUUCUCUUCUCCUGACCAGUAUGAUGAUGAAGCAAUGAGUUUAUGGACACAUGAAAAUUAUGAUGAUGAUGAACUGGACCUAGAAACUUCUAAAUACAUUUUAGACAUCAUAGGGGAUAAAUUCUGUCAGUUAGUAACAUCUGAGAAAACAGCCAUGUCCUGGGUGAAAAAAGAUGCCAAAAUUGCCUGGAAGAGAGCAGUGAGAGGAGUCCGAGAGAUGUGUGAUGCAUGCGAAGCCACACUGUUUAACAUUCACUGGGUCUGCCAAAAAUGUGGAUUUGUGGUCUGCUUAGAUUGUUAUAAAGCAAAGGAAAGGAAGAGUUCUAGAGAUAAAGAAUUAUAUGCUUGGAUGAAAUGUGUGAAAGGACAGCCUCAUGAUCACAAGCAUCUGAUGCCAACUCAGAUUAUUCCAGGCUCUGUUCUGACAGAUCUUUUAGAUGCAAUGCACAAUCUUAAAGAGAAAUUUGAAAUUAAAUCCCACUGUCAAUGUACGAACAAACAGUGUGUGCAAGCUGGCAAGCUCCCUGCUGUGAAUGGUGUCUCUCAGGUUUUACAGAAUGUCCUUAAUCACAGUAAUAAAAUUUCUCUGUGCAUGCCUGAGUCUCAGCAUCAGAGUGCCUCUCAAAAGUCUGAGACAAAUGGUAAUACAAGUCCAGGGAGUGAUGUAAGCACAGACAGCAAGUUAACUCCACCUGAAUCCCAGUCACCACUGCAUUGGUUAGCUGAUUUAGCAGAACAAAAGGCCAGAGAAGAAAAGAAAGAGAAUAAAGAAUGUUCUCCUGGAAAACAUCCACAAGAAGAAAGAGACCAGGACAGCUCAGAGUCCCUAAACUGUAAAACUUCCCCUCCUGUGUCCCAGAACAACGAGCAGGGAUCAACCUUACGAGACUUACUAACAACAACAGCAGGCAAGCUGCGUCUUGGCUCUACAGAUGCUGGUAUUGCUUUUGCUCCAGUUUACUCUACAGGAACACCAAGUGGCAAAGGCGGAAGGACUAUGCCAAAUAUUCUUGAUGACAUCAUUGCUUCAGUUGUAGAAAAUAAGAUUCCACCCAGUAGAACACCAAAGAUGAAUGUAAAAUCUGAAAUGAAGGAUGAGCCAAAGGAUGAUGAAAAGUCUGUUCUGGAUGAUUGCAGUAAAUUGUAUAGUGAUAUUCCACAUUCGUGGCUCUGUGAUGAGCACAUUUUGUGGCUCAACGAUCAUAAAAACAGCAACAACUGGAAGCUCUUUAAAGAGUGCUGGAAACAAGGGAAGCCUGUUUUAGUGUCUGGUAUGCACAAGAAAAUGAACAUCAGCUUGUGGAAGGCAGAAUCAAUUAGUCUAGAUUUUGGAGACCAGCAGGCUGAUAUCCUGAACUGCAAAGACAGCAUUAUUUCGAAUGCCAGUGUCAAGGAAUUCUGGGAUGGUUUUGAAGAAGUUGCAAAACGGCAGAAAAUAAAAAAUGGAGAAACAGUUGUACUAAAAUUGAAAGACUGGCCAUCUGGUGAAGACUUCAAGGCUAUGAUGCCAGGAAGGUAUGAAGACUUAUUAAAAAGUUUGCCAUUGCCAGAGUAUUGUAGUCCAGAAGGAAAAUUAAACCUGGCUUCCCACUUGCCGGGAUUUUUUGUACGUCCAGAUUUGGGACCCAGAUUAUGUAGUGGAUAUGGCGUUGCUGCUACUAAAGAUCAUGAUGUAGGAACUACAAAUCUCCAUAUUGAAGUUUCUGAUGUAGUGAACAUCCUUGUUUAUGUUGGUAUAGCAAAAGGAAAUGGAGCACACUCCAAAUCAGGCAUAUUAAAGAAACUUGAAGAGGAGGAUUUGGAUGACCUUUUAAAGAAAAGAUUGAAAGAUUCAAGUGAAUUGCCUGGUGCUUUGUGGCACAUUUAUGCUGGCAAAGAUGUGGACAAAAUAAGGGAGUUUCUGCAAAAGAUUGCAAAGGAACAGGGCCUGGAAGUUUUACCAGAGCAUGAUCCGAUACGUGACCAGAGUUGGUAUGUGAACAAAAAACUUCGCCAAAGACUUCUUGAAGAAUAUGGAGUAAAAACCUGCACUGUUAUUCAGUUCCUUGGUGAUGCUAUUAUCCUGCCAGCAGGAGCACUUCAUCAGGUACAAAAUUUUCACAGCUGCAUUCAAGUAACUGAAGACUUUGUGUCUCCAGAACAUCUUGUACAGUCUUUUCACCUAACACAGGAACUGAGGCUGUCAAAGGAAGAAAUCAAUUAUGAUGAUAAACUGCAGGUCAAAAAUAUCUUGUAUCAUGCAGUUAAAGAAAUGGUUAGAGCGUUGAAGAUUCAUGAAAGUGAAAUGGAAGAUGCAGAAGAAAACUAAGUGCUCUCUGCCUUUUUUUUUUGGUUAGACUAUCAGAUGGAGGUUAUUUUUUCUAAUAUAUGAUGAACAGUAUGCACACUAAUUUAAGCUUCACAAACCAUCAGUGCCAAGAAAAUAUAGUCAUCAUAUUUACUUGUUACUGACACUGCAGCCGUCUAGCUUCAUAUAUCACAGUUACUGUGAUUACAUUAGACUUAUUGAAAAGAAAAAAAUUAAGCAGCAUUCUGCUGUCUUGUAUUAUAAUGUACAUGAAGUUUGUGAAAUGUCAAAGAUUUAAAAUGAUGUAUUUAUUUUUGGAAAAAAAGGCCCACAAAAUUCUCUGCUAUAUUGUUGAUCAAAUGUAAAUGUGACUUGUACAGUUUGCUAAAAUAACUCAGAUAUUUUUCACUACAUUGAGACAGUUACUGUGAGAGUAGGACACAAACACCAGCUAUUGCCUGCAUUUGGGAUCUUGCUGAGUCCGCACAGCAGUCAUGUCAUAAUCUGAAAAUUACUGCCAAAUAAUUGUAAACUUUGUAAAUAUAAAGUAUAUAAAGUAGAUAUUAAAUACAGACACUUCAGUAUUUUAUUGAAGCUAUUCAGUGUACAAUUAAAUGUUUUCAAAGGUGUAAUUUAUUUAAAAAAAGUCUCAUUUUGGUAAAAUUUAUGUGAACUUUUAAAGCUAAAUAUUAAACUUAAUAUGCUAUGUAAAUAUAUACAUAUAUACAUUCAAUGAUGUAUUUUUUUAGAACAUUGGCUUGCUUUAAUUUGUUAAAAGUGCAAGUGUUACACAUGCUUUGUACAUUGAAGUUGAAAGGGGUUUUACAUUUUCCAUUAAAAUGACUUUAUCAAA